AUGACUGUCGCCGCCGAUGAAGGAUUUGUCCUCCAGACAUCGGCUUGUAAUGGUGUUACUUGCGGCGCUGCCGAAUUAUGCGUCGAGGAUCAAUACGCAGCUGGCGGAUAUCGCUGCGAGUGCGAUGCCGGAUACAGACUUUACAAUACCACCUGCAAAGAAACGAUUCUAGCGACCGAAACGCACGAAUCAAAAGUCGUCUUUGACGCUCAACAAGAAGGAACAAUUGCAGGGAACGGGGGGCAAACGGCAGAAGAAGGAUACAAAGAGCAGUUUUACCCAUCAUCUUUGAUCGAUCAAAGCCAGAUAGAGAUUUUUGUAGCUGAAGGUGGAUACGCUUCUGCGGUCGAUUUUCGCUCAGAUGGAUUUUACGCAAUUCUUCACUUGGUCAUCGAAAUAGUCAUCGACCCGAGUGCGACAUUGACGACGGACGAUUUGGAUACAGCCUUGUCGGGUGAAUCCAGAUCGCUAAGUUACGAGGGCAGCUCAGAAUUCGACAGCGUCAUAUACGAUAACGAUUUGUCUUACGCCAUCAUGGAGUGUCCAUUCUAUCAAUAUAAAGGAACGGAAUUAUGA
Messenger RNA from Oikopleura dioica, 576 nucleotides. The record is from the annotation of a GenBank genome assembly. NCBI's taxonomy places the organism in Eukaryota, Metazoa, Chordata, Appendicularia, Copelata, Oikopleuridae.